UUUCUGCCGCUGCCGCCGCACUUCCUCCCGCUGCUGGCCAGCUGCCGACGUAUUCGCCGACUGGCUUUGCUCUUCCUCUCUGCCAAACUGAAGCGCUCUCAGAUCGAGCUGCUCCAUCCUUCGACCGCCUCGCUGGUUGCCCGCCUUGGCCAGUCCGACUCCUAUUCGUCCCAAAAGCUCGCCUCGCCGCACGGCCAGAGCCUGCUCGAGGGCCUGCUCUCGAACCUCGGCUCGCCCAUCAAGAGAAUCCAGUGCGUGUUCAAGGGAUGGGACGAUCGCCGCCAGCGCUGGAGAUUCGAGCCCGUCUUGGAGGAGAUGGUUCGGUUCGUCCCCGUCUCUCAACCUGACGACCACGAUGCCGGCCCAGCCAGUUCGCCCCGCCGGCCUCAACAACACCGCCGACAACGGGUCACCUAUCUCCGGCCCAUCGCCGCACCCGAGCCCAUGGGUUUGUCGAUCGAACCACACUCGGAUAACAUCCUGGCCGUCCGGGUUGGCUCUGUCGACUGGACUGCUCUGGACCGCUGUCGAAACUCGGCCACCUCGACUUGCCUGACGCACUAUCCCACUCACAACGAGGGCUCCGUCGCCGUCAUCGAUCCUGCCGUCCAGGCCAAGCUCUUCUGGCUGCCGCUCGGCAAGGUCUAUGCGAGCAAUCGGCCAGCCGAGAUUUCGGCCAACGGCAUCACCAUCGGCUACCGCCUGACAUCAAAGCCCGUCGCCACCACCACCACAUUGGCUUCAUCGCCGUCGGUGAACGGCUGCAGCCCGAUUUUCCUCCAGAUCACAGACAUCUGGUGUGCCUCCGGGUCGCUGAUGACGAGUCGGAUGGGUCUGCAUCCCAGCGCCCCAGUCUCGGCUGGAGGCGAUCUGGCUUCUCCCACAAGUCCGUUCUCACCCAAGCUCUACACUAGCGGCAUCCGCAGCGAAUCCUUUGGUUCGCUGAACGACCAGGCCGGCUUCGAAAUAAUGCCACGCCGCAGCACCCUUCUUCUCGUGGAUACAUCUGCCGGCACGACCGAGCCUGAUUGCUCGGAUGUGUGCAUCGACGCACGAUCGGGUUCGUCGGCCUACAGCCCGCGGUCAUCAGUGGCAACCGCAUACUCUGCGUUCUCCGAAGCUUCGUUGGCCGUGAGCCAACCGGGGUCACGAUGGAAUCCCGAGAGGAUCGAAUGCAGUUCGUGGUGGGGCACGGUUUGACCCGAGAUCGAUACGAGCACCAAUGUCCCCGUGGGCGACAAACCCGAGCAUCGGACUCUGGACUCUAGGCUCUGCAUCCGACUCGACUCGACUCGACGAUAUCUUGACGGCGCUCGAGUAUCCGUCCCUGGUGUGCGAAGAAGUUCAUCUCCUCGACAGAUUAUGGUCCUCCUGGGUUGAUGUGGCAUACAGCAUUCUCAUUUUGAAACGGAGCACCCUGUAUCCUCUGGAGAAAUACACAGCUGCGUGCAUGAUGAUCUGCCGAUGCCUGUCCACCGAUGCGGCUCACAGAACCGCACAACGCUGCUUCUGGGAAUGCUUGCGGUCUCUGCA
This is a messenger RNA of Polychytrium aggregatum, 1533 nucleotides long. RefSeq lists its product as uncharacterized. The record is from RefSeq and is a predicted model, not a curated record. The transcript has a single exon. The coding region runs from base 316 to 1200 and encodes 294 amino acids. NCBI's taxonomy places the organism in Eukaryota, Fungi, Chytridiomycota, Chytridiomycetes, Polychytriales.